Molecule: messenger RNA, 1674 nt
Organism: Anarrhichthys ocellatus (wolf-eel)
Lineage: Eukaryota; Metazoa; Chordata; Actinopteri; Perciformes; Anarhichadidae
Gene: wnt8b
Product: wingless-type MMTV integration site family, member 8b
Exons: 6
Coding region: 1-1083 (360 amino acids)
Biological process (GO): neuron differentiation; canonical Wnt signaling pathway; multicellular organism development
Cellular component (GO): extracellular region
Molecular function (GO): frizzled binding; cytokine activity
Source: RefSeq, a predicted model, not a curated record
AUGUUCAUGCAUUUGGAGGUUUUCUAUUACAUUUUCGUUCUCCUGGCUCACAUGAGGCCAUACUGCUGCUGGUCAGUGAAUAAUUUCUUGAUGACUGGACCCAAGGCAUACCUGAUCUACUCCAGCAGUGUGGCAGCAGGAGCUCAGAGUGGCAUAGAGGAGUGCAAAUACCAGUUUGCAUGGGACCGCUGGAACUGCCCCGAGAGAGCUCUGCAGCUGUCCACGCACAGCAGCCUGCGCAGCGCAAAUCGGGAGACUGCGUUCGUUCAUGCCAUCAGCUCCGCUGGAGUCAUGUACACUUUAACCAGAAACUGCAGUCUCGGAGACUUCGACAACUGUGGCUGUGAUGACAGCAGGAACGGCCAACGAGGCGGUCAUGGUUGGCUCUGGGGAGGCUGCAGUGACAACGUUGGCUUUGGCGAGGCCAUCUCCAAACAGUUUGUUGAUGCGUUGGAGACUGGACAGGAUUCACGAGCAGCCAUGAAUCUCCACAACAACGAGGCUGGGCGCAAGGCCGUGAAGGGGACCAUGCAGAAGACAUGCAAGUGCCACGGGGUGUCAGGAAGCUGCACCACUCAGACCUGCUGGCUGCAGCUGCCAGAAUUCAGGGAAGUGGGGAACUACUUGAAGGAGAAGUACCACAGGGCUCUGAAGGUGGAUCUCCUCCGAGGAGCGGGGAACAGCGCGGCCAGCCGGGGUGCCGUCGCUGAGAACUUUAGCUCCAUCUCUCGUAAGGAGCUGGUCCACCUCGAAGACUCCCCCGACUACUGCCUGGAAAACCGCACACUGGGUUUGCCGGGCACAGAGGGCAGAGAGUGCCUCAAGAAGGGCAAGAACUUGAGCAAAUGGGAGAAACGAAGCUGCAAGAGGCUAUGCGGGGAGUGCGGGCUGGCCGUGGAGGAACGCAAAGCUGAGAUAGUGUCGAGCUGUAAUUGUAAAUUCCACUGGUGCUGCACGGUUAAGUGUGAGCAGUGCAGAAAGACAGUGACCAAGUACUUUUGUGUAAAGAAAGGAGGUCAGAGGGGAAGGAAUGAGAGUGCCGGUAGCCGAAGGAAGAACCUCAGACUGAGGAAGAAGCACUGAGCAUCUUCAUCAUGCUGUCAUCAUAUUCGUAUACCACUGCAGCUCCUGUCAACACUCUAACUCUCUGUGCAUGUUCAGAAAGUGUGUGUGUUUUGGACAAAAGCUUAGCAAAACUACAAGUUCAGACCAUCUUCAUUGUGAAAUUUGUAUUAAGAGUUAAAGACAGUGAGAUGUGCCCAAAGCCACAUGAUAGAGAAGUUUACAACUUUGUAGAGUUUUUGGUAUAAAUGUAUUUAAGAUAUAUUUUUUUAUAAGUUUUUUUUCCACUGGGCAUUUGAGGAGUAAUUCUCUGACUUCAAAAUUCUCCACAAGAUGAUUUAUUUAUUGUCAUACAUACACAUAAACCUUGGGAAAUUGUUAGGAAUUAGUUAUUCACUUUUGAGUGAUGGAUGAUCUGACUGUUGAGAACUGGCAAAAUUAGCUUCUAGAAUCACAACUUUUGACGACCCUUCAGGUUGUAUUCCCAUGAAAAGACCUACCAGUCAUCUUUUUCAACUAUCACUGCCAAGCUUUGAAUUCAUUUAGAAAUAUUUUUUACAUUUUUUGGGGGGAAAGUCUCCUCUCCCACCAUCUUGCUCGCCCUGACGUUUG